This is a messenger RNA of Canis lupus familiaris (dog), 2270 nucleotides long. RefSeq names its product nuclear RNA export factor 2-like. Bases 94 to 2061 code for a protein of 655 amino acids. Gene Ontology annotation, biological process: poly(A)+ mRNA export from nucleus. Gene Ontology annotation, cellular component: nucleus; cytoplasm. The transcript is spliced from 22 exons. Gene Ontology annotation, molecular function: protein binding; RNA binding. The record is from RefSeq and is a predicted model, not a curated record. NCBI's taxonomy places the organism in Eukaryota, Metazoa, Chordata, Mammalia, Carnivora, Canidae.
CGUCUAUAUCCCAUGGUCACGUGAGGCUCAGCUUUCUCAGUCAAGCGAAAAUUGAGGUAUUCUGAACCGUGAGGCGACUUCGAUCUCUCUGUCAUGUGGACCCUGCCAGUCAAGGCCCUGGAAGUCAGCACUUCCAGGUUUGACAUACAAAAUGCUAUGUCUGAAAGACAGCAACAACAAAAAUAUGUUCUUCCAUAUGAGAAAUAUAAAAAAUACAGAAGUGAAGAAUACAAUGAUGGUGGUAGCUCACCUCAAGGAAGAAAGAAAGUUUGGAGUUCUUUCCAAGGUAAUUUUGACAAGAGGAACUCUCAUUAUGAACGUGGUGGAUAUGAGCCGCAGCCUUCACACCUCCAGGAGGAUAAUGAAAAUGUGUCGAUGGGGGAUGUCCAGGAGGACCCCCAAGUAAGACACACUCCUUAUAACACCCAACGCAACAAGAGGAGAGUGAAAUGGCAUAAUGAAGGCCAUAUCCAUAUUACUGUGUGGAGAGAUAGAAAAAAUCUGAAGAGAGAAGUGGAAGAGAACACACAAGAUGGAAUCUCAGGGAGCUGGUUCAAGAUCACCAUUCCCUAUGGGAGAAAGUAUGACAAGGCAUGGCUAAUGAAUUCAAUCCAGAGACACUGCAGUGUCCCCUUUGUUCCAGUGGAUUUCCACUACAUUAAAAACCAGGCCCGGUUCUUUGUCCAGGAUGUUUGCACUGCCUCUGCUUUGAAGGAUGUGAGCUACAAGAUUUUUGACGAGGAGAACCGGAAGAUAUCUAUCUUUGUCAAUCCCUCAAGUGUACCCUACUCUGUGCGGUACAAGUUGGAGCCAGAAGAAAUGGAACAGCUGAAGCUGACCAUGAACAAACGCUAUGAUGUCUCCCAGCAAGCUCUUGAUCUCCAGAGUCUCCGCUUUGACCCAGAUUUGGUGGGCCAUGAUAUUGAUAUAAUCCUGAAUCGAAGAAACUGCAUGGCUGCCACCCUACAGAUCAUUGAAGAGAAUUUCCCUGAGCUAUUAUCUUUGAACUUGAGCAACAACAAACUGUAUGGGCUGGAUGGCCUGUCUGACAUUAUACAGAAGGCCCCCAGAGUCAAGAUUCUGAACCUCUCCAAAAAUGAGCUGAACUUGGUGUGGGAGUUAAACAAGAUGAAAGGGCUGAAUCUUGAAGAGCUUUGGCUAGAAGGAAACCCCUUGUGUGACACCUUUCCAGACAAGCCCACCUACAUAAGUGCCAUCAGGGAUUGUUUUCCCAAGCUGUUACGCCUGGAUGGCCAGGACUUAACCCCACCAGAUAUCAUUGAUACUGACAUGCCAUAUUCAAUACAGCCCUCCAAGGAAAGCUACAAAGGAUCUGAGGAACUGAAAAAUCUAGUCUUGCAAUUCCUGCAGCAGUACUACUUGAUCUAUGACUCUGGAAACCGUCAGGGUCUCCUCGGUGCCUACCAUGAUGAGGCCUGCUUCUCCCUGGCCAUUCCCUUCAAUUCCAAAGACCCAGUGCCAAGCAACUUAUGCGAGUACUUCAAGGAAAACAGGAAUAUGAAGAAUCUCAAGGACUUCUCCCUAUGUGUUCAGCUGCUGAAGCAUACAAAAUAUGACAUCCUGUGCUCCCUCUAUAUGCUUCCCAAAACACAGCAUGACCUCAGCUCCUUCAUGGUGGACAUGUGGUUCCAGACGGAGAAGAUGCUCUGCUUCUCUGUCAGUGGGGUGUUCAGGGAAGUGGAAGGAAAGUCUCAGGGUUCCAUUCGUGCCUUCACCCGGACCUUCAUCGCUACCCCUGUCAGUGAUUCCACUCUGUGCAUCGUGAAUGAUGAGCUGUUUGUGAGAGAUGCCACCCCCGAUGAGACUCAGAGUGUGUUUUCCAAACAAGAGCCUACACUGACCUCCAGCUCCAUGGUCACCCUCUCCCAGGAGCAGCAGGAAAUGGUACAGGCUUUCUCCACUCAAUCUGGGAUGAAACUCGAGUGGUCUCAGAAGUGCCUACAGGAAAAUGAGUGGAACUACACCAGAGCUGGUCAGAUCUUCACUGUGUUCAAGAAUGAGAGCAAGAUCCCAGAGGAGGCCUUCAAACAAGUCACCUAAAAGAAGCCUUGGAUAUCCACAUCAUCGUUUCUCUUUUCUCCAGCCUAUGCCAAUGCCCAUGACUGGGAAAAGAGGCCUGGCUGACCAAGAAGCCAAAGUUACGUUCCAGGCCAGGUGACAUACCACCGGGAGGAUCAGUUGUUCCAUGUAUUUUCCCCACUCAUAUGAUUGCUGUUUAGUUUCAUAAUAAAGAAUGAUGCUGCACGUUG